Molecule: messenger RNA, 228 nt
Organism: Enterobius vermicularis (human pinworm)
Lineage: Eukaryota; Metazoa; Nematoda; Chromadorea; Rhabditida; Oxyuridae
Source: the annotation of a GenBank genome assembly
AUGAUUAUGAUGAUGGGAACGAUGAUGGAGAUGAUGGUGAAGACUAUGGAGAUGGUGAUGAUGUUGGCUUUUGCUCUGUCUUCAUCUAUGGAUAUGCGUGUUGAGAUUUUUGGUAUUUCACAAGUUUUCAGUGGAAGCUUUGCUUUUUCCGUUGCUGUUGGUGGUGAACUGUUUGUGUGCCAUAUUUGGUGUGCUUUAAAAGUAAUCGAGGAACAACUGCGUGGAUAA